AUGGGAUUUAGAGAUAUGCCACAUACAAAUCGACAUAAAUUACAAAAAAAUGGUUUUGGUGGUGGAAAUGGGAGCCGAAAAAGGAAAUCUGGAGGACAUGGAAAUGGAGGAGAAUCGAUUGCGAUGAGCAAAGUUUUGAGAGAGAAAAGGUACGGUAUUUUUGGGCUGAAAAUUGAGAAAAAUUAGAAAAUUAUUGAUUUUUGGGUGAAAUUUAGGAACAGGUGAAAAAUUUUUUUUGCUCACGAGAACAAAACAAGCAAAAUUAUUCUAGAAUUUUUUGAGAAAUUUUAUAUUUGAAACAGUGAAAUUUUUCUGAAGGAAAAUUGAAUUUUGCUCUAAUAUUCUUCAAAAAUAUGGAAUUCUAUAAGGAAAAAAUUUGAAAUGGUGAAAUUUCUGCGUAUUUUUCCUUUGAAAAAAAUUCCGAUUUUCAUCUAAAAAUCAUGGAAAUUUUGUUAAUUUUUGAAAAAACCUGUGAAAAAUGGAAAUUUAUCACGAGAAAUGGUUAAAAUUGAGUAUAAGAUUCAAAAAUAUGAACUAUCCAAGAUUUCUGUGAAAAUUUGAAUUAUGAAAACAUUGAAACAGUCGAUUUUUUUCAAAAAAACUUCUAAUAUUUUCAGAUUGGCCAAAAAACGAAAGCAAGAUCUGAAAGAACAAGAACAAGAAAUGCUCGAAACAAUCGAUCAAAAAUAUCAGGAAGCAUUGAAAGUGAGUUUUAUGAUUUGUGGGAAAAAAUAUGCCUUAAAUUCUGAGAAAUUCAACAAAAAAUCACCUAGAAAAAUUUACUGUUUCAAAAAAUUGAUGAGAAACUUUCGAAAUUAUGGAAAUUUGUUCCGAUCGCUGUUUCGAAAUGAAAAAAUGUCUGAAAAUACUUCGAAAUCUUUCUGAAACUUAGAUAAAGAACUAUAUUUUACGGCAAAAAUUAUAUCUAAAAAUCUAGAAAACUUGAAUAAUUUUUUUACAAAGAAAAUAGUAAAGAAGAAUAUUUUAACCCCAAUUUUAAUCUCAGAAAUUCUCUAGAAAAUUGAAAAAAAUCUUGAAAGGGUAGUUUUUAUUUUUUAUUAAAAAGGUAGAUUUGAAUUUGUCAACUGAAAAUUGUGAUAUGAAAAAUUUACUGUUUCAUAGAUGUGGUUUACAAAAUUCGAAAAAUGAGGGAAUUUAGUGUGUCUGUUGAUGUCAAAUUAAAAAAUCUCGAAAAUUAUACAAAACACUGAAAUGUACCAUUUUUUCUGAAAAAUUGACUGUUUCAAAAAUUUCAUUAAAAAAUCCGAAAACUGAAAAUUAAUCAGUACCAACAAAUUUGUUUCAAAAAAUUCCCCAAAACCCCAAAAUUUUCUCUCAUAAACUCUUACAUAAACUAGAUUUCUGGACGAUUUUCCAAUGAUUUUUUUUUAAAUCAAAUCGAAAAUUCCUAGUGAAAAUUUACUGUUUCAAAGAUUUGAUUAAAAAUUCGGAAAUUUAUCAGGAUAUUUUUCAAAAACCCCGAUAUUUAGACAAAAAUGUGAAAGUUCCUGUUAAAAAAAUUUACUGUUUCAAAAAUUUAGUAUAAAAAAUACACGAUCUUGAAAUUUAUUAGUACCGUUCAUCUUUAUGAAGUGAAAAAAUUCCCCAAAACCCCAAAAUUUUCUCUCAUAAACUUUUACAUAAACUAGAUUUCUGGACGAUUUUCCAAUAAUUUUUUUAAAAAUCAAAACGAAAAUUCCUAGUGAAAAUUUACUGUUUCAAAGAUUUGAUUAAAAAUUCGGAAAUUUAUCAGGAUAUUUUUCAAAAACCCCGAAAUUUAGACAAAAAUGUGAAAGUUCCUGUUAAAAAAUUUACUGUCUCAAAAAUUUCAUAUAAAAAAUACACGAUAUUGGAAAUUAUUAAUACCAUUUUUGCUCCUUUCAGAAAAGCACUCGACAAUUCCACAAUUUCACCGAUUUUCCACUUUCCUGGCGAACUUUGGAAGGCCUAAAAGAAAACGACUACGAAAAACCGACCGAAAUCCAACGUGACACAAUCUUAUAUUCACUUUCUGGUUCAGACGUCGUCGGAGCCGCCAAAACCGGCUCCGGAAAAACGUUGGCACUAGUGAUUCCAGUUUUAGAAGCACUUUGGAGAGCAAAAUGGUGUUCGAGUUAUGGUUUAGGAGCAUUGAUUAUUUCACCAACCAGAGAAUUGGCUUUGCAAACAUUUAGCACUAUAAAUGCUGUUGGAAAAUGCCACGAUUUUUCGUGUGGUUUAGUGAUUGGUGGAAGUGAAUUGGGAUUCGAGAAAAAUCGAAUCAGUGGAAUUAAUAUCAUUGUUUGUACACCUGGUAGAUUAUUACAACAUAUGGAUGAAAAUGAGCAGAUGAAUUGUGAUAGUCUUCAGAUUUUGGUGUUGGAUGAAGCUGAUCGAAUGUUGGAUAUGGGAUUUGCUAAACAGGUUGGGAGAAUUUUGAAAUUUUGGCUCGUGGAUUGGAAAUUUGUAUUUUUAACUUUAAAAAAGCGUCAAAAAUCCACAAUUUUUAUUCAAAAAAUCACAAAAUUCUGAAGUUUUCAUCAAUUUUUCUUCCCCGAAUUUUGUACGUUUCAAAAUUACCUUAUCUCAGGUUUUGAAUUGAUUUUUUCGUUAGUUCGUUGCGAAAUUCUCUUCGAUAAAAAAAUAUUUAAAACAUUUUUUCACAUUCUAAAUUAUCCUAAAUUUCCAGCUGAAUUCUCUCGUCUCAAAUUUGCCAUCCGAACGACAAACGCUUCUUUUCUCAGCCACUCAAACCAGAAAUGUCAAGGAUUUGUCGAGAGUUUGCACAAAGGUAGGGAUUUUUUGAGAUUUUAUUGGGAAAUUGCUGGAAUUUGAUGCGACUACACAAACCGAUCCAUUAAAAAAUGAAAAUCUUCCGAAAUCUAUCUGAAAUUGUUGAAACAGUAAUUUUUAACGAAAAUAAAAGCGAUAUUUGUUAAAUCAAAUUUUAUCUGGAAAAUUUCGAAACAGUAGAUUUUUUUAUUUUACAAUUUUCACUGUUUCAAAUUUUACCUAACAUGUAACAGAAUAUGUUAAAGUCUGGUUUUAUUUAGAUACUCGACUGCGAAAAUUCACUGUUUCAAAUUUACAAAAAUAUUUUCGGAAAAUACAGCUCGAUUACUGCUGGCAGCAGUCUGCUGCACACGCAUAUUGGCAAAAAAAAUGAAGUUCGAAAAAAAAUCAAAUUGUGAAUUUUCUCCACGAUUUUUAAAACCCUAGAGUUAAUAAAAUCUAAAUCUGAUAAAAUCUAAAAAAAAUUAUCUUUAAAAAUAUACGAAAAAAAAUCCAAAAAUAUUGGGAAAUUUACGUUUCAAAUUUUGAUUAAAAUUAAAUUUGGGAAGUUCGAUUAAUAUUAAAGUCGAAUCUAUCUCUGAUAAUUUUGAAACAGUUAAAAAUGUUAAUAUGUUUUGUAAACAAAAAUUUUUUCCAAAGUUUAAAAAUUGUGACGCCAAAAAUCCACGUCACCCCACCGCAUAAAAUUAAUUUUCCGAAUUUACAGGAUCCAGUAUUCGUGUCAGUUCAUGAAAAUGCGACGACCGCAACUCCAGAUAAACUCAAACAAUCAUAUGUGAUUGUAGAAGAAGAGAAUAAAAUCAACACUCUCUGGUCAUUCAUAGAAGCGCAUCGCAAAAAGAAAUCGCUUGUUUUUGUGUCGAGCUGCAAACAGGCUCGAUUUUUGACCGAUUCAUUUUCUCAACUUCGACCUGGAAUACCUGUGAUGGGAUUGUGGGGAACAAUGAAUCAGAAAAAGAGAAUCGAAACAUUUUCGAAAUAUGAUGAAAUGAAGGCGGCUGUUAUGAUUGCGACUGAUGUUGCUUCGAGAGGAUUGGAUUUUGAACAUAUUGAUUGGGUUAUUCAAUUGGAUUGUCCGGCUAGUAUUGAUGAUUAUAUUCAUAGGUAAGAGAUUUUUCGGGGGGGGGGGGGAGAAGAAAAUUUGGAGGAAAUUCAAUUUUUGAACGAAAAUUUAUCCAAAUAAUAAUAUCCAUUUCUGCUCAGAAAACCCAAAAAUAGGAUUUUUCCUAAUUUUCAUUCUAAAAAUAAUUUAUAUACACGUUGUUUUGCACCUCAAAAUUAUAUUUUUCAAGCCACUUUCAAAUUUUGAUAUUAGAUAAUUUUACUGUUUCAAAAUUUUUUGAAAUCUCAUUUUGAACUUGAAAUUCGAUUCACUUAGUAAAAACGUGGUGAAAAUUCUUGAAAUUACGAUUUUUUCCCGAAAAUUAAAAAAAAUUGAAACAGUGCCUUUUUGUAGAUCAAAAUGGCUAAACUUCCAUUUUUUAAGCAAAUUUCGGAAUUUUCAUUUUUUUUUUUGGAAAAAAAAUGGAUUCCUAACCAAAAUCUAUGUUUUCUUGAGAGUUCUGAACAGACUUUUCAAGCCACCUUUCAAUUUUCGCAACUUCUUCAAACAUCCCAAAAUUACCAGGAAAAUAUACGUUUCUAGAAUAUUUGUUAUUUUGAUUGAGAAAGAAAAUUUUCAUUGUCACAAGUAUUUUGAAAAAAAAAUUCACUGUUUCAAAAUUUUGUGACAAGAAAAAUUGAGAAGCGGGGAAAUGAUUCACCUGUUUUUGAAUUUUGAUAACUUUCAGAUUUGCAGCUAGAUAAAUCUGGAUUUCUUAGAUUUUCUAGGUAAAGGUUCUGAUUUUUUGUGAAUCUGAAAAUUCAUCUGAUUUGAUAGCUUCACAUUCGCAUUUUCUGUGAAAAAUUCUAACCAAUUUUUGUACCUAAAAAUCAUAUUUUUCAAACACUUUCAAGUUUUGAAUUCAAAUAUUUCACUGUUUCAAAAUUUUUUGAAAAUCUCAAAUUCUAUUCUUGCAAGUUUCAACAUUGAAUUUGUUAGAUAUGUAAGCAAAGAUUCUGAUUAACUGUGAAUCUGAAAUUUCACCUGAAUUAAUUUCUUCGAAAAUUUGGAAUUGCAGUUUACGAUCAAAACAUACCUGAAAAUCUCUGAAAAACCUACAGAACAAGAAAAAUUCCCCCUUUUUUCCAGAGUUGGUCGAAGUGCUCGAAAUGAUGAUUCGGGAAAUUCGCUCCUCAUGGUCACAUCAUCUCAAAAAGAUCGAAUGCUCCAAAAACUCUCGCAAAAAUCGAUUCCAAUCGAAGAACUUCGAAUUGAUCCCAAAGCUCUCACCGAUAUUCGCGUAAAACUUCGCGCAAUUCUGGCUGAAAAUCUGGAAUUGAAGGAUUACGCGCAGAAAAGUAUUGUGGCUUAUUUGCGAUCGAUUUAUACAAUGAGAGAUAAGAAGAUUUUCAAUGUGCAGAAUAUUGAUUCGGCUGCUUUGGCUGAUAGUUUUGGACUUGUUUCGGUGCCUAGAAUUAGGUUUUUGGAUAAGGAACAAAAAUUGAAAAAGAAAGAGCUUAAAACUGAAGAGAAGGCUGAAAAUGAUGAUGGAAUUGUUGGAAAAUUCAAUAUUGAUGUGCCGGAAGAGGAUCUGUUUGUUGUCAAAAAAUCUGAAAUCACAGAAGAAGAUGAGCCUGAAAUUGAGCCCGAAAACGAGCCCGAAUUCGAAGAGGAACCCGAGGAAAUUAUCAAGUUACACAAAGGAAAACCGAUCAAAAAAGCUCUCACCAAAGUUGGAGCCGCCAAGAAAAUCCUGAAUAAAAAUAUUCGGGUGAACACGAAAAAGACAUUCGGUGAAGAUGGAGAAGAAGAGGAACAACAAGGACCUUCGACAAUUGACUCGUUUGGUUUGGAUAUUGAAAAAGCGAAGAUUGAAUUGAAGGAAGUUGAUAAAUUGGAUCGAAAGAGGUUUAGAGAAUUGAAACAGAAGAGAAGAGCCGAGAAAUUGGCAAAGAAAAUGAGGUGGGUUUGGGUUUUGGGUCUAGAAUAUUCUGUGAAUCUGAAAUUUCACCUGAAUAAUCAGAAAAUUAUGAAAAAUAUACAAUUUUCAAUACAGACAAUGUGAAAUUGAGAGAAGAAUAUUUUUUGUUAGAAAGUUGACAUUUUUCUGUCUGCGCUCUCUCAAUUUUCUAUUCUCUCUACUCGGAAAUUUUGAAAUUUGUGUCCAAAAUUCACUGUUUCAAAUUGUUUUGAAACCAUUUUCGAUGAAUAAACCAACAAUGAUAAGGGAACCAUUGCUUCAAAAAUAUGUUUCGGUAAUUUUAUUGAAAAACAUUACUGUUUCAAAAUUUUUAACUUUUGAUUCAAAAAUAUUUUAUUAAUUAUUGUAUACUAAACAAAUUUUCAUAAAUAUGCGUUUCAAAAAUGCAAUUCUAUUUCUAACAUAAUUUUGAAAACUUCACUGUUUCAAAAUUCUCAGAAAUAAAUUUUGAUUCAAAAAUUGUUGAUUCUUCGAUAUUUUAUUUUAUUUCGAAGUCUUUUUCCUCAAAAAAUUCACUGUUUCAAAGAAUACUUUUUAUUUUGAAAACGUCCUGUUAGAACGUUCCAUCUCUAAGAGGCUGAAUUCAAUCAAGUAUAAAUGUCAUCCAAAAAUUCUCCGUCUUCUGAUUCGGAAAAAAAAUUCAUUAAAUUUUUCACUGUUUCAAAAUUCUGUGAAUUUUUGAAAAUUGGAUUGGAGUUCAAUCCACAAAGUGAUAAUGGCUGACUAAAAAUUGCACAGAAAAGCAAAUUAUUUUUCAUUUUAUCUAGAAAUUCAUUGAAUUUCUUGUGCCUCUAAUUAAUAUCAGAAAUUUUUAUCAAGGCCGAAAAUUCACUGUUUCAAAAUAUUAAGAAAGAAAUUACUAUCAAAAAAUUAAUGUUAAGUGUUUAACUCUCAUUUUUACCCUCAAAAAAUUCACUGUUUCAAAACACUUUGAGAUUGAAUUUUUAUUGAGUAAUAUUAUUCGAAUUUGAUUAUCCUCAGAGAUUCGCUGGCCAGCUCGCCACCAGAUCGCUGCGGCCACCUGGAAACCGCAUGGCCGCCAGGUCACCUCGAGUUUUCCGGCGACGUGGCCUGUGUGUUUGAAAUUUUGGAAAGCUGGCAAGACAGUGGUUUGUACUCAAAACACUGCAUUUUCUACUGUUUUUUCACUUCCUAAGGUUUCAAGUGCUGCGAAAAAACAGAAAAUGAGCCAAAUUUUUCGAAAAGGCCUCAAUUCACAAGUUUUUCAGACAUUUUCAUGAAAAUUCAUUUUGACGCGGCGAAGUGGCCACCACGUGGUAGCCACGUGGCCGUGACCUAGCCAGAGCCUGGCCACCUUGCCAGCGAAAAAAAACCGGGCGACGUGGUUUCCAUGUGGUUCCCAGGUCAGCCAGCCUCCCCACCUGGUGGCGAGCUGGCCAGCGAAUCUCUGAGUCCUUUCUAUAAAAAAAAUCACUGUUUCAAAUUUUUCACGAUUAAUUUUGACACAAAAAAAUUUCUUCGUUUCAAUCUGAUUAUCUUUUCCAAAAUAUUUUUUUUCUACAAAAAUUCACUGUUUCAAAUUUUUCAAAAAUAUUUUUUUCCAGAAAAACCGAAGAACAAGAAGAUGUUUAUGAAUCUGAAGGCGAAGAUGACGAUCUUGAUCUUUCAUGGCUUCCUGAUCCAGAUGCAGUUCGAAGAAAAUAUGAAAAUCAGGAAGAAGAAUCUGAAAAUGGAAGUGAUGAAGAUUCGAAAGAUCUUGAAGCAAAAGCACUCAAAUUAUUAUCCCGAUGA
Messenger RNA from Caenorhabditis angaria, 7547 nucleotides. The record is from the annotation of a GenBank genome assembly. NCBI's taxonomy places the organism in Eukaryota, Metazoa, Nematoda, Chromadorea, Rhabditida, Rhabditidae.